Vicugna pacos (alpaca) is the source of this 4099-nucleotide messenger RNA. RefSeq names its product STT3 oligosaccharyltransferase complex catalytic subunit A (gene STT3A). Gene Ontology annotation, biological process: post-translational protein modification. The record is from RefSeq and is a predicted model, not a curated record. Gene Ontology annotation, cellular component: membrane. NCBI's taxonomy places the organism in Eukaryota, Metazoa, Chordata, Mammalia, Artiodactyla, Camelidae. Gene Ontology annotation, molecular function: dolichyl-diphosphooligosaccharide-protein glycotransferase activity.
UCAGGGCAGCUUUCACUGUCGGGUAUCUUAGAGAGGGGUGAGCUGACAGGUUCCCCGGAAGAAGCCUGUCUACCGCUGCGGAGGACCGCCUCCGCGGCAGCGAUGGACUCUCGGCCCGGGGCGUGGAUUCUUCCAGCCCAAACCCGACGAUCCGUCUAGCCCAGCUAUUUGAGUGUCAUCUGUUGCCACCCAUUGAUGUCAAGAUGACUAAACUGGGAUUUUUGCGGUUGUCCUAUGAGAAGCAGGACACACUUCUGAAGCUUCUAAUUCUGUCGAUGGCUGCUGUGUUAUCGUUCUCCACUCGUCUUUUUGCCGUCCUGAGAUUUGAAAGUGUCAUCCAUGAAUUUGAUCCGUACUUUAAUUACCGGACUACCCGCUUCCUGGCUGAGGAGGGAUUUUAUAAAUUCCAUAACUGGUUUGAUGACCGGGCCUGGUACCCUUUGGGACGAAUCAUUGGAGGAACAAUUUACCCAGGCUUAAUGAUCACCUCCGCUGCAAUCUACCAUGUCCUCCAUUUUUUCCACAUCACCAUCGACAUUCGGAAUGUCUGUGUGUUCCUGGCCCCUCUCUUCUCUUCCUUCACUACCAUCGUCACGUACCACCUCACCAAAGAGCUCAAGGAUGCAGGAGCUGGACUUCUUGCUGCUGCCAUGAUUGCUGUAGUUCCUGGCUAUAUCUCCCGGUCUGUGGCUGGCUCCUACGAUAAUGAAGGGAUUGCCAUCUUUUGCAUGCUGCUCACCUACUACAUGUGGAUCAAAGCAGUAAAGACUGGUUCCAUCUAUUGGGCAGCGAAGUGUGCCCUUGCUUAUUUCUACAUGGUCUCUUCGUGGGGAGGGUAUGUGUUCUUGAUCAACUUGAUCCCUCUUCACGUGCUGGUGCUCAUGCUCACGGGACGUUUCUCCCACCGGAUCUACGUGGCCUACUGUACUGUUUACUGCCUGGGCACCAUCCUUUCCAUGCAGAUCUCCUUUGUGGGUUUCCAGCCCGUUCUGUCAUCAGAGCACAUGGCAGCCUUCGGGGUCUUUGGUCUCUGCCAGAUCCAUGCCUUUGUGGAUUAUCUGCGCAGCAAGUUGAAUCCACAGCAAUUUGAAGUUCUUUUCCGAAGUGUCAUCUCCCUGGUAGGCUUUGUCCUUCUCACCGUGGGAGCUCUCCUCAUGCUGACAGGAAAAAUAUCCCCCUGGACAGGGCGUUUCUACUCGCUGCUGGAUCCUUCAUAUGCUAAGAACAACAUCCCCAUCAUUGCCUCCGUGUCUGAGCACCAGCCUACGACCUGGUCCUCAUACUAUUUUGACCUGCAGCUUCUUGUCUUCAUGUUUCCAGUUGGACUCUAUUACUGCUUUAGCAACCUGUCUGAUGCCCGGAUUUUCAUCAUCAUGUAUGGUGUGACCAGCAUGUACUUUUCAGCUGUAAUGGUGCGUCUGAUGCUGGUGUUGGCGCCUGUUAUGUGCAUUCUUUCUGGCAUUGGAGUCUCUCAAGUGCUGUCCACUUAUAUGAAGAAUUUGGACAUAAGUCGACCAGACAAGAAGAGCAAGAAACAACAGGAUUCUACCUACCCUAUUAAGAAUGAAGUGGCAAGUGGCAUGAUUCUGGUCAUGGCUUUCUUUCUCAUCACCUACACGUUUCAUUCAACCUGGGUGACCAGUGAGGCCUACUCUUCCCCCUCCAUCGUGCUGUCUGCUCGCGGUGGGGACGGCAGUAGGAUCAUUUUUGAUGACUUUCGAGAAGCGUACUACUGGCUCCGUCACAAUACUCCAGAGGAUGCGAAGGUCAUGUCCUGGUGGGAUUAUGGCUACCAGAUCACAGCUAUGGCGAAUCGGACAAUUUUAGUGGAUAAUAACACGUGGAAUAAUACCCACAUUUCUCGAGUAGGGCAGGCAAUGGCAUCCACAGAAGAAAAAGCCUAUGAGAUCAUGAGGGAGCUUGAUGUUAGCUAUGUGCUGGUCAUUUUUGGAGGCCUUACUGGGUAUUCCUCUGAUGACAUCAACAAAUUCCUGUGGAUGGUCCGGAUUGGAGGGAGCACAGAUACAGGCAAACAUAUCAAGGAGCAUGAUUAUUACACUCCAACUGGGGAGUUCCGUGUGGACCGCGAGGGUUCUCCCGUGCUGCUGAACUGCCUUAUGUACAAGAUGUGUUACUACCGCUUUGGACAGGUCUACACGGAGGCCAAGCGUCCACCAGGCUAUGAUCGUGUUCGGAAUGCCGAGAUUGGGAAUAAAGACUUUGAACUUGAUGUCCUGGAGGAAGCAUAUACCACAGAGCACUGGCUAGUCAGGAUAUACAAGGUGAAGGACCUGGAUAAUCGAGGCUUGUCAAGGACAUAAAUGUUACGACCAGCUCUGAUCUGCUUCGCACUGAGCGCGUCACAUUUAGGGCGCUGAAGACAUUUUAAAAAUAUGCAGUGUAUAAGAACAGAAGACCAUGGAAUUAGAACUGUCUGGACGUUUUGCCCUGGGCAGUGUGGGCUGGGCCAAAUGGAAUGAUUUUUAUAUUUCUGAGCAGGUUACCAAAUGAAAUGUCAUGGCUUUACUUUGGUCAAUUAAAGGGGGGAAUUUUUUUUUUUAAUGUGCCUUAUUUGUUUUGACUUAUGACUGAUUUGAGGAAGCUUAAAGUUUCUGCUGGGCUGAGAGAAGGACGGAGGGCAGACCUCACCCAUGCUCUUAGCUCCCUGAAUGGGCCUGGUAGGGGCAUUCUGUCUUUUUCUCUCAAAUCAGGAAGACUGUCAAGGACUAGCUCAGAUCCUACAUAUACAAACAAUUUUGUCAUUUCAAAAACUGCAGCACCUAACACGAUGCCUUGCACAUGGUGGGUGCUCAAUAAAUUUGUUCUGAAUGAAUAAACAUUUGUGGGGCCAGGAAGAGUGCCAUUUCUGGGCAGAAGAGGUAGCUGUGUUGCCAUCAUAUCUGCUAUCAACAUUUCCUGUCCUUAGAGGCUCUUUGACUACAAGGGACAGAGGGUGGCUAGCCAGACCUGAUCUCACCAGUAUUCUUUGGGACUAGCUAGGUAUUUUGUUUUCGAGCAGGAAUAAACCCAGUAAGACUAAAUCAGUCGUUUUGAAGACUUAAGGCAAACAGUGAAAUUAUUCUUGACGAGAGGAAGAAAUUCCUUCAGCAUUACAUACAGAACUUGAUGGUCAAUAGGUGUUUUUGAAUUAGCUGAAGUAUAACCAUACCUAUCUAUUUGAAAUCUAGCUUUUCAGAACUCUCACUUAUCCAUGAUACAGUAAAUGUCUCUUUGCUCAUAUCCUUUAGCUUACACACUAAAACCGUGUGGUUAUUUAAAGGUGAGCUUCUCUCCCCCUUAGUCUCAGCCUUUUUGUUACUGUGUAUCACUAACAAGCUCCAUAGUCUGGUUUUGAAGCCUUUGCUAAGUAAGUUAAGAAAAGCACAGGAGUCUCAUCAUCGAUAUUUAACGUCAGGACAAACAGCCUUACAUUCAGUUACGUAGGAUGUUUUAUGUAUUUUAAAACAUAAGACAUGUAUCGGUGAUGUAUAUAAACCCUUAGUUAUUAAAAAAAGAAUACAAGGUAACUCUUUACUGUUAACCUGUUUAAGAAACAGGAGCAAUGAUGGGACUUUUGGAUAAGUCAGAUGGUGCUCCUGAGGGUAUGCCAUCUCUCCCUGGACACCCAGGGAACAGCCUCCCAUGCUAGUUUAUGUACCAGGUGCUCCAACUGUGGGUGAUACUUAGGUUUGAUGUAAGAUUUGAUUUACUGUAUGUAAAUACAUGACUUGGUUUAUUUACAGAAUUCCUCCCUAGUGGAAGAGGUAUUUUGAGGUUUUUGUUCGUUUUGUUUCUGACCAAUAUGAGUAAUACUAGUUAGAGGUCAUUAGUGAUUUUCCUCUGUAGGAGAUGGGAUAAUGGUUUAUCACUACAGUUGUUGCUCUUAAAAUUUUAAUUUUGUUACUUUCUAGGCUACAUGAAGCUACAGUUUAAAGAAAUUUACUUCUCAUUUCCAUUGUUACAGUGCAUUUAGUGUAAAAAAAAACCAAAUAGUUCUAUAAAAACAACACUGUCUUCCAUCCCACAGAGGUACCCACUUUCAACUCUGCUGAUUCUCACAUUACUUACCUGCAUGUCAUUAAAUAACUUGCUUUAUUUU